UGAUCCACUGCUGCAUGUUGAAACAUACUAACCGUCUACUAUUCGCUAUUAUUCUACCGUGGCCUAGCUAGUUACUUUAUGAAAUACUGACUAAACGUCUAUACCUUUUUUACUACUCCGAUCAGAUGAUAGUUGCAAACAUGGACACCCCUUGGUGGGUUUUAUCCUCGCUCAGUCAGCUUCCGCCUGAAGGCCAUCCCUGGGCACGCGUCGGAGGGCGAGAACAAAUUCGCACAGGAGUGGAGAACGUCUGGUUUUUGUGGAUACCCGCGAUCCUACACCAUCGGCAUUGCCCGAGGCGAAACUGCAACCUCGCCGUUCUCCAGGAAGAGUUUUCUUUUUUUUUUUCUUCCUUAAACAACGGGCCCUCUCCCCCCCCCGGUACCGUUCCUGCCGCGGUUGCUCCGUUAACCCGUUUAUAUUUGUCAGACUUUAUCAGGAUUUUUUUUCUGGCUGGUUCUGGAGAUACGAGAGCAGGAUUUUUGGUUGCCGCGAGCAAGCCAAGUGUGCAAAGAGCGGUAAAGGGAAGUUGGGUUAUUGUUGGGGGGAAGGGUGGGAUGUGGAUUGGAUGGGUGGCAUACGCAUGCCAUGGGAGCGCUUAUGCAACGCUUGUGCAAGACGUGCUCGAGCGGACGUGGUUGCGGCGAAUGGGAUGAGGGGCGGGUUUGCCGCGGCGAAUGGGAGGGGUUGGUUGAGACAAUGAGAAACGGGAAUAACAAUGCGAAUCGACGCUCCGGGCGU
Mytilinidion resinicola is the source of this 741-nucleotide messenger RNA. RefSeq lists its product as uncharacterized. The record is from RefSeq and is a predicted model, not a curated record. The transcript has a single exon. NCBI's taxonomy places the organism in Eukaryota, Fungi, Ascomycota, Dothideomycetes, Mytilinidiales, Mytilinidiaceae. Bases 126 to 656 code for a protein of 176 amino acids.